This is a messenger RNA of Babesia ovata, 1539 nucleotides long. Its product is annotated as zinc C3HC4 type protein. NCBI's taxonomy places the organism in Eukaryota, Apicomplexa, Aconoidasida, Piroplasmida, Babesiidae. The coding region runs from base 1 to 1539 and encodes 512 amino acids. Gene Ontology annotation, biological process: DNA damage tolerance; protein monoubiquitination. The record is from RefSeq and is a predicted model, not a curated record. The transcript has 3 exons. Gene Ontology annotation, molecular function: ubiquitin protein ligase activity; single-stranded DNA binding; zinc ion binding.
AUGUCGGAGAUGCUGCAGUGGAAGUUGAAGGGCACCAGCUCUGCCUUCAGCACUUCGAGGCUGGUGCAUUUGCCGUGCACGGUGAGGAUCGCCCGAGAGAAGCUCAAGGAGGAGUGCGGCCUACAGAACGUUACGGCAAUCGACUUCGUGCUGUAUCUGCCGUCGAACGAGCCUGAAGUCCUACCGGACAGCUACAGCCUGGGCGAGCAGUGCCAAGUGCUUGUUGCCCGCUGCCCUGCAGCUGAGGCGCGGAAACUGUUGGAGGCCGCUGAGAAACGAUUCGCAGUCCCUGGCAUAGCCGCCUCCACCAGCAAAUCGGAGUCAAAUACGGGCAGCAUAUCUCGAAUCGCAACGACAGUCUCCAUGGCGCAAAGCAGCUCGGCGACAAUUUCGUCUCGGCCUUCUAUGGAAUCUCAAACGCAAGAGUCCAACGCGGAAUCCCUGAACGGGGAAACUGUGGAAGAUAGGAAGCUUACGGCAUUCGUCGGGGGGUCUCCUACUAUUACGAGGCAACGCACGGCUGGCGAGUUUGACGAUGCCACUACACACAGCUCGUUAUCGGAGCCGUCGCUGUUAAAUGGCGGCGCGUCUUCAGUGAAUGCAGAGUCUGCCAUCGAUUCCGACGAUGAGGACAGCCGUAUCCGGGCCGCCAUGCAAGAACGCGACUUCUAUGGUGGGGAGAGCACGGAAGCGGUUUCGCGUCGAUACUAUCGCCAUAGAACGUUAGCGGCGCCAGGAGCGCCUGUUACAGGUGGCGCACCCCGUGGUGUUAGAAGGCUGUCACACUCUCACGCUAGCUAUUCGACACCUGGUCACCGGUUCGACCACGGCGCCGCAGAGGUCAUACCGGUGGCCGAGAACUACGUCUGCCAUCUGUGCGGGCAGCGCGGCCACCACAUCAGGAAUUGCACGCAAUCGGAUGGCAAGAAGCCGCACAAGAAGGUCCGGCUUGCGACGGGCAUCCCUGUGGACUUCUUGCAAGUCAUCGGGGAGGACGAGAUCGGCAACUACGGCGAGGUGUACCUCCUCAGGACUGGCGAGUUCGCCGUCAUGAAGGACAUGUCGAGGGUUUCGGGCGGUGCAUUUUUCACCAAGUCUGCCGACCAACGGAUCCAGAGUCAGCUUGGUCUGAGCGAGGCCGAGUCGAAGAACAUGGUGCGCAGUUUGCGCUGCAGCAUCUGCAACAACUUCUUCAACAACCCGGUGGCAGUGUUGUGCUGCGGGGUAUCGUUCUGCCUCGAAUGCGUAGUCGACCGUGCUGGCGGCCGCGCCAAGAUCGACCUCAGCCGCAUCUACCACUGCCCCCGAUGUCAGAGCGAGCUGCAUUUUUCCGACCUGCAAGCGAACACGGCGCUGAAGAACGCCGUCGACGACUUGGUGCUCCGCAAAAGCGGGGAGCCGAAGUCGCGGGACACCCCCGUUACGGCGAAGCGCAGUGCCACCCGUGCUGAGGUGAAGGGCAAGGAUCUGGUGGAUGUUUCAUUUCUCAAAAAGCAGAAAACGUUGGCUUCGGAGUACCUGACCAAACUUCGGCAGUGA